Molecule: messenger RNA, 5186 nt
Organism: Bradysia coprophila
Lineage: Eukaryota; Metazoa; Arthropoda; Insecta; Diptera; Sciaridae
Gene: Ae2
Product: anion exchange protein Ae2
Biological process (GO): transmembrane transport; bicarbonate transport; monoatomic anion transport
Cellular component (GO): plasma membrane
Molecular function (GO): monoatomic anion transmembrane transporter activity; solute:inorganic anion antiporter activity
Source: RefSeq, a predicted model, not a curated record
UGCGCUCAGUUCUAUUGGAAUGUUUGAAGCGAAUACACAUUGGUUGCAUUAACUGCACAUAAUAAAGUUAUACGUUAACAGUGGUGUACAUCUAUUUUCAUACAUAUAUGUGCAUGAGUUGCAUGGAAUUGUAAAUGAUUCAGUUAAUAAUAAAAAAAUCCAUUUUUUUAUAUUCUUGGGAUUAUAAUUUAUUGUGUGUGAUCAUAAAUAUUAAUAAGAAUUUUUGAAAGACUUUAACUGUGUUUAAUUGCCAACCGCCAAUAAUUAUCUUGUGUCUUUUGUAAGAACCGAAGUUUGAUAUUGAGUGUACUCAUGCGACGAUAAAUGAACAUGUUCUAAUCGGCUUCAUUUUUUUAUUGUAAAUACUCACUUUUAAGUUGGAAUAUAGUCAGUUAGCGUACAUUUGCAGUUGAUACAUAUUACUUAUAUGGUUAAUAAAUUAACACGUUCAGUAAAAAAAAAGAAGCAGCUGUGUACAAACUACUAUUUGUCUUUGGGAAAGACAACAAACCGUUUUCACACAUGGCAUUUUUAUUGUUUUGAGUCAGACGAUUGAAUGUUCCAUCUACAUUUUUUAUGAGGGCUCAAGUUACAACAUUCUUGGAUAUAUAAAUGGUCUUACAAACGUUAAACCCGUUGGAACUAAAUGUGACUUCAAACACGUAAAGAGGAACAAAUUAAGAUGUGAACAAUUUUCUAUAAAUUGAAUUUUUUUGUGUAAAUCCAGACUUUAAAUUAACCCAUUCAAUCGAAAGUGAAUCUACUAAAUUACAUUGAGUCUACAAAAAAUUUGGGUGUUGAAGUGCCAACGGAAAACUUGAAAAACAGAUUGAAUUUUCCUCAAAACAUUAUUGUGUGUGUGUGACAAUGAGUUACGAUAACAACGUACGGAAGCUGUCCUUCUUAGGAUUUGGGACGGACAAAAAUGGCGAUCCAGAUGAAGUUAAACUUGAUGCCGAAAUGGAAAAAGUGUUUGCUGGCAAAGGCCGAGAACGAGAAAAAUUUGAUGUAGGACAAUUUCGAGACGAUGAAAAUUCAAAGUUCAGUGAUCAAGUUUAUGAGUCGAAUCGUUCAAAACGAAAAGAAUCGCGAAGAACAAGCUCAAUGAAACCGCGUGAUUCUUCACAAGACGAUUCACCAGAAAAGACUGUACAUAGUGCAUCCUCCACAGCAACUGGAAGUCCAGUAUUGGUUAGCUCACGGCAUAUCGACGACGAACCAUUAAUUUCUCAACGUGCUGAGCACGCUGAGCACUUAUCAGACACUUCCGGAGACGAAAAGCGAGUACAAUUCAAUAAAAAGAAAUCGGUGCCAAAAAUUGAAUCAGCAGAUAACGAUAGUGAGAACGAUGAUCAUCGUAAACGCAAGGGACGCCACCAACACUACAAACCACGUAAAACAUCGUUGCAAGAAACUAGUUCAUCACGUCGUCCCGUUACAACUGAAAGUGGAGUACCACCGCGUCGAGUAUCCGUGCAACCUGAAGACACAACUUUACAAGAAGCAGACAUCGACGAAUUAAUUUCGCACCGAUCAGACGAUCCUAGAGGCAUGCGACGUCACAAAAUUCAACCGUCAGAGCGGUCAUCUCGCCGAGACAAGGAAAUUCCCACAACGAUUUCAUCGCCUAAGAAACAUUUUGAUCAUAGCCCUCAUGAGGUGUUCGUACAACUUGACGAACUGCAGGGCACAGGAGAAGAGCGAGAAUGGAAAGAAACUGCUCGUUGGAUUAAAUACGAAGAGGACGUUGAAGAGGGAUCCGAUCGAUGGGGUCGUCCCCACGUAGCAUCUCUAUCGUUUCACUCUUUGCUGAAUUUGCGAAGAUGCUUGGAAACUGGCGUUGUCUUGAUGGAUUUAGAAGAGAAGGACUUACCAGGAGUUGCAUACAGAGUUGUCGAGCAGAUGGUUGCAGAAGAAUUGAUUCACGAAGAUGACAAAGUGAUUGUUAUGCGUUCGCUGUUACUCAGACAUCGUCAUGUCAAUGAGCACUCACACGGAGGAUUCUCGUUUGGACCUAGGAAGAAGUUCAGCAGCUAUACUAGCUUACAGACUUUAUGGAUGGAAGAGGAUCCAUUUGGUAUCAGGGGCAGUCGAACGCGAGUAGCUACACCAACGCCAGCAAUCACAAUAAAUGCCCCUGAGCCAUAUACGUUGUCUAAACAGUUUCGUCGGCACUCAUCUUAUUCGUACAAAAUAAAUCUAGCGAACGAUACGAAAGCAAAAAUUCAACCACUCAGUGAUAUGCAUAGUCAUUCUGGUAAUAGUGACACUAAAAUCGAUAUAAAAGAGGAGACAUACUCGUCGUCACAGGAGGACCUAAAACGAACGACAAAUGAUACAAUUUUGAAGCGAAUACCUGUAGGUGCUGAAGCUACUACGGUUCUGGUUGGUGCAGUUGAUUUUCUGAAGCAACCGACUAUCGCAUUCGUUCGAUUAGCUGAAGGAAUUCCGAUUCCCGGUGUAACCGAAGUACCGAUUCCGGUGCGUUUUAUUUUCAUUUUACUGGGACCGAAAACUGUGGAACUAGAUUAUCACGAAGUUGGUCGAUCGAUUGCUACACUGAUGACCAAUGAACAUUUCCACAAAAUCGCAUACAAAGCUGAUGAUCGACGAGAUUUGUUGUCAGCUAUCAAUGAAUUUUUGGAUGAAUCAAUUGUGUUACCUCCCGGCAAUUGGCAAAGAGACGACUUAUUGCCAUUCAAUGAAUUGAAAGCGAAAAGUGAAUGGAUUCGUGAGAGAAAGACAAAAGCAUUAUUGCAAAAAAAUAAAGACAAGCAAGCGAUUGUUGAUGAGGAAAAACAAUUGCUGGGUGUGAGUGGUGACGGUGAUGGUGGUGGUAAAAAACCGCCAAAAGGACCUCUGGAGAAAACUUAUAGACCGUGGGGUGGUUUAAUCAAUGACGUAAAACGACGAAUUCCCAUGUACAAAAGUGAUAUUUUGGAUGGCCUAAAUUCCGAGACUCUUGCCGCUACACUUUUCAUGUACUUUGCUGUUCUUUCAACCGCGAUUACAUUUGGUGGUCUAGCUUCUGAAAAAACCAACCGACUCAUCGGAAUAUCUGAGACGCUGGUUUCGGGCUCUUUUGUGGGUCUAAUAUUCCACGCGUUAUGUGGCCAGCCACUAACGAUCGUGGGAACGACAGGUCCAUUACUGUUGUUCGACGAUGCGCUGUAUCAGUUUUGCUUGCAGAAUGGUAUUGCGUUUCUGACCGUUCGAAUUUACAUAGGACUAUGGAUGGCAGUUAUAGCAGUUGUUAUAUCCGCAUUCGAGGGAAGUGUAUACGUGCGUCUGUUCACACGUUUUACACAGGAAAUAUUCUCGGCACUGAUCACAUUGAUCUACUUAGUUGAAACACUCUUAAAAUUGGUAAAAGUUUACCAAAGGCACCCGUUGUACAAAGAAUAUGUUUAUGUGGACACUAAUAGAAUGGCUCCGAUUGCUGAAGCUUUCACUCUGGAAGGAGGCAAUGAUACAUCUACAAAUAUUGCCGACAACUCAACAACGGCAACAACAGCUACGUUUGCUCAACUAGUCACCAUGGUGACUAGGCUGUCGGAUAAUGUCACCGACAAGUUUGAAGGACUUAUUCCCUCAGAUGAACACGGAAUGCGUAAUCAACCGAACACUGCGUUGUUCUGUACUAUUCUUACAUUAGGAACAUUUACGGUCGCUUUUUACCUGAAGAUGUUCAGAAAUUCGCAUUUCCUGGGACGGAAUGCCAGAAGAGCAUUGGGAGAUUUCGGUGUUCCAAUUUCUAUUGCUCUGUUCGUCUUAGUUGAUUAUUUGAUACCAGAGGUAUACACCGAAAAGCUCAUUGUUCCGGAAGGCAUUUCCCCGACUGAUUCAGAUAGACGUGGCUGGAUGAUACCACUGGGCCCAGUACCAACGUGGCUCCCAUUUGCGGCCGUUAUUCCAUCAGUUUUGGUUUACAUUUUAGUGUUUAUGGAAACCCAAAUAUCCGAACUGAUUGUGGAUAAACCUGAAAGAGGAUUGAAGAAAGGCUCCGGUCUGCACCUGGACAUAGUUCUGCUGUCAUUUUUGAAUGCAUUUUGUGGACUGUUUGGUAUGCCUUGGCACUGUGCAGCGACGGUUCGAUCCGUGACUCAUGUGAGCUCAGUGACAAUAAUGUCCAGAACACACGCCCCCGGUGACAAACCACAUAUUGUCGAUGUGAAAGAACAACGACUUUCUGGCUUAGUUGUAUCGUUGCUGGUUGGAUGUUCGGUGACUAUGGCACCGUUACUACGACUUAUUCCGAUGGCUGUUCUAUUCGGUAUUUUCUUGUACAUGGGCGUCUCAUCUAUGAUAGGUGUUCAAUUCUUCGAUAGAUUGCGACUCUUCUUAAUGCCAGUCAAGUAUCAUCCGUCUGAAGAGUAUGUGAAACGAGUGCCUACAUGGAAGAUGCAUUUAUUUACGUCGGCACAAGUUCUUUCCCUAGCAGUAUUAUGGGCAGUCAAAUCUUCUAGCAUAUCAUUAGCAUUUCCGUUUGUGCUCGUUAUGAUGGUACCACUACGACAAUAUCUCGGUCGUAUGUAUAAAGAGCGAGAACUUAAUGCGCUCGACGGAAGUCCCCCAAAAAUUGAUCCGAACGACGAAGCAGAUUUUUAUGAGCAAUCGUCAAUGCCUGCCUAAGCUUAUCAAUACAUAUUUUUGAGCGUUUUUUUUAAUGUUUUGAGGUACAUUGGCCUUUGUAGGCUAGAAUAUGUAAUAACCUAUUGUUGAAGACGACGAAUAAUGCGAAAAUUACAGUGUAGAUGGGAUAGCUUUUCAUCGUCAUCCCCCACCUCGAUUAUAAUUUUCACAUUAUAUCCAUUUGGUUAGAAUUACUAUUUUAGUGUGAACAUACACGCUGGCAGCAAGACCUCACGACAAAAUAUUUGUAAAAAAAAAAAAUCUUAAAGAAAUUUAUCGUUAACCUUCUCCAGAUAGUUAUAUCAUUGGUUAUCAGCCGUUGUUGUUACAUCUAACUAUUGAGACUAUAGUAGAAUACAUGAAUCAUUUACGUGCGGAGAUGUGAGUAACUAUACUUCAAUUAGUUGAAAAUACUUCGACAAAAUGAAGUAGAAGAUUUGAUAACUAUUCAUGAUAUAUUUGCCGUCUGUGAAAGGUUAAUUACGUGUACCUUCUUGUACUUAACUGUAUUAGAGAAUAUUUAGAUAACAUUAAGACAAACAAAUCAAAUUUAA